This is a messenger RNA of Brienomyrus brachyistius, 2306 nucleotides long. RefSeq names its product probable G-protein coupled receptor 19. The transcript is spliced from 2 exons. Gene Ontology annotation, biological process: G protein-coupled receptor signaling pathway. NCBI's taxonomy places the organism in Eukaryota, Metazoa, Chordata, Actinopteri, Osteoglossiformes, Mormyridae. The record is from RefSeq and is a predicted model, not a curated record. Gene Ontology annotation, molecular function: G protein-coupled receptor activity. Gene Ontology annotation, cellular component: plasma membrane. The coding region runs from base 358 to 1626 and encodes 422 amino acids.
UUGCAUCUGUGCAUCAAUCUCCAUAUCUAAGGUUAAUUUAAUUCUGUAAAUACUGAGUGGUCCGUCUAAGGUGUUUUCGUGGAAAAACACAUGAUUGCGCACUCACACACGUGAUAUUCUGUGUUGAGAGAGUGAGGAGAAAUAUAUGGAAUGAUCAUCAAGCUUCCCCCCACGGCAUCUUGUUUCGGUCCGAGUUGCCCUAUAGCCAAGCAUCCUGCAAGAGAAAAAGACCGCGGCUGGAUCUAUGAGCCCGCAUCUGGAAACAACGUGUGUUUCGCACAAAUACACCGAACGCCGGAAUCACCAUGCCAUCCCCUUUGAUUUGACGAGGUCCUGUUCAAAACAAGAAGAGAAAAGAUGGUGUAUGCCCACUCGACGGACACCACAAAGCCGUCUCUGCAGUCUACUGCCAGCACUACUUCAGUGUUCUUCAACUCCAGUGAGGGGGACAAUGCGACCCCCUGGCCCAGUGUCUCGAGCCUGCCUGACUGCCCCCGACAGGGUUCCCCCACCAUUCCCAGUCCUAAUGGCUCCCUCCCCUCAUACACAUUGUUGCCAGGAGAGGCGGUCCCCCUUGGCCUUGCUCUUGGAGCUGUCUGGCUGGUUUCGGUGUUCGGCAACGCCUUGGUCUGCCUGGUCAUCCACCGUAGCCGCAGGGCCCAGUCUACCACCAACUACUUCGUGGUAUCGGUGUCAUGUGGGGACCUGCUGAUGAGUCUGGGCUGCACCCCAUUCACUCUGCUGCAGGUGGUCUCCGGACAGUGGCCGUUGGGUAGUGGCCUUUGCAAGGUGGUGCGCUACAUCCAGUACUUGACCCCUGGCAUGCAGAGCUAUGUGCUGCUGUCCAUCUGCCUGGACCGCUUCUACACUAUCGUCUACCCGCUCAGCUUCAAGGUGUCCCGGGAGAAAGCCAAGAAGAUGAUACUGGCGUCAUGGACCUUCAACGCAGCACUCGUGUCCCCCUGUUUCUUCUUCUAUGGUUCAUCGAUGCACAGUCACUGUAACUUCUUUCUCCCGGGCAGCUGGGAUGGCAUUCUCUAUGGCGUGGUACACCUGCUCUUUGGUUUCCUGCUGCCUGUUGUCCUCAUACUCCUGUUCUACCAAAAAGUGGUAAAGUACAUCUGGAGGAUUGGUACAGAUGGACGCACAGUGAGGAGGACAAUGAACAUUGUCCCCAGGACUAAGGUCAAGACCAUUAAGAUGUUUCUUUUGCUCAAUGCUGUCUUUCUUGUAACCUGGAUACCGUUCUACAUUGCCCAGCUGUGGCACCCCCGUGAAGAUGGCUCACAGCAGGGCGCGUCUUUCUUCAUGGCCAUCACGUUGGUCUCCUUCAGCUCCUCUGCCUUCAAACCCACGCUGUACUGUGUUUACAAUGCUAACUUCCGGCGGGGCAUGAAGGAGACCUUCUGUAUGUCGUCCAUGAAGUGUUACCGCAGUAAUGCGUACACCAUCACCACAAGCUCCCGGAUGGCCAAGAAGAACUACGUGGGGGUUGUGGAGAUCCCCGCCCUGGCACAGCACAGGUCCGUCACCAAGGAGUCUGUCUACAGCACCUUCGACCGUGAGGCAAAGGAGAAGAAGCUGGCAUGGCCUAUCAACACCAACCCACCCAACACAUUUGUGUGAGUGCAGUCACAGACUCAGAAUAAAGGUUUGCAAGGAUCCUCUAUGCUUGCCAUUGCACUGCUAGAGAUUCUACCCCUGUCCAUUUUCAUUCACAUCUAUACAUUUCUACAGUCUACAGGUAAAAAGGUAAAUAAAACACUGAAUCAGGUUCUGCUGGAAGUUGGCAAGGCACAGCCUAGAUAUUUCUUGAGCUAACAAGCUAUGGGAUUUGGUAUUAGCUUAGCAGGAGUGUUUAUUUUCAGAAGCAAUUCAGGCUGAGUGCUUUGCUCAUGGCCACAUCACCCACUUCCCACAAACUUCAGAACACAAGUCCAGUUUCCUCACCACAAAACCACUUUCUGCUGGGCUGGUAUCUUUGGUCUUCGUCGAUCGUAAUUGAGCUCAUGUUUUUUUUCCCACCCAUGGAUAAUACCAUCUCUAGCUACUUACGGAGGGGGGGGGGCUCACUUUUAUAUUAACAGAGCAGCCACUUGUGUGACCAUGAGCCGUCAUCCCCGCUGUCCGUCUCUCACAGUUGUGUAUCACUGGCACCUGCACUUAUAUGCAUCUGUGAACAUGACCAUACAGGCCUACAGACGAGAGGAUGGACAUUAUAGGAAUCUUUUUUGUAGAAGCAAUUUUACACGCACUCAUUAUGUAAGUCUCCCAUUGGACAAAAAAGAAUAAAUAGAUUAUCUUCA